Messenger RNA from Rangifer tarandus platyrhynchus (Svalbard reindeer), 399 nucleotides. Lineage: Eukaryota; Metazoa; Chordata; Mammalia; Artiodactyla; Cervidae. The record is from the annotation of a GenBank genome assembly.
AUGCAGCCCCUCAAGGGGCCUGCCCAGCCGCCCCUGAGCCCCAGCGCCCUCCCUCCCAGGCCUGCCGGGCACCCCUUUGAUGAGGCCUCCAGAGUGGACCUGGCCCCCCCAAACCCAGCCCAGGCCGGGGACCCCGAGGCACUACCCCCAACCGGCAGUCAAGCCGGUGCUCCCGUCCCGCCCGCCCACCCCUGCAGGGACACGCCUCCCUGUCUCAUCGUCCCCUGUGGUCUGUCGAACUGCAAGGCAGCUCAGGCUUCACGGGUCACCUCGGUCCUAGAGCUGGGGUGGCACAAACAGGGUCCCCCAGCGGGAACUGGCCAGUGUGCGAGGCCCCCGAAGAGGAGGCUCUGGGCCAGAGGCAGCGUGAGCAAAGGCGCCAGGCAGGGGGGGCCUUGA